UUUCAUUCUUAUUACUCCCUCGUCCCACAAAAACCUCCAAGUUCAAAUUCCAUACAUGGAUUCCCCAAAUCCCAAUUCCCAACCUAUGAGAGUCCUUAUUCGGCCCCCCGCUCCAAACCCACCACCACCCUCCCCUCCUCCUCCUACACCACCUGAUCCUUCACCCACCCAAAGUCCAACUCCCAUCCCAUCUCAGCAAAACGGCAUCGUUGUAGUGGGUUUCGUGGGCAGGCGCCACGGCGAUGUAACCCAACUGAUUAACCGAGUUAUUGACGCAAAUGUGUUUGGUUCUGGGAAUCUUGACACCCCCUUUCGUUUCAAUAAGCAAGAAUUGAUUAGUGAGGAGAUUGAGGAGUGGUUUAAGCUGAGAUGCAUCAGCUAUUAUUUUGAGGAGGAAAAAGGGAUUUUGUAUUUGCAGUUUUCUUCGAUUUCUUGUCCUAUCAUGGACGCGGAUUUGGAGUCUCAAUUGGGAUUUGACUCUUUAUUCGAGGACCGUGAAUUCGGUGAUCUUCAAGGAUUGCUUUUUAUGUUCUCUGUUUGCCAUGUACUAAUAUUAACCCAAGAAGGAUCACACUUUGACACACAGAUUUUGAAAAAGUUUCGAGUGUUGCAAGCUGCAAAACAUGCUAUGUCUCCCUAUUUCAAAUCACAGAGUAUGCAACCAUUGACACCAAAUUCUCAUGCUUCAUCUUCUUCUAGAAUGUUCCUGUCAGGAGCAUCAUCAAAUAGUCCAUCUCCUGGUAGAAGCCGCAGCAUCUUAAAUCGUGGUGCUGCAGUGACAUUGAUGUCUGGCUUAGGUUCACACUCCUCUUUAUUGCCGGGACAGUGUUAUCCUGUUAUUCUUUUCAUUUUUCUUGACGAUUUUAGUGAUGCUAAUCCUAGUUCUGCUUUGGGAGAGCAAGUGGAGGGUUCCCCGUUAAGUCAGUCAUCAAGUUCAAACAAUAUGGCUAGGCCAAACUUACCAACAAAGGGAUCUGGGUCAGUUGUUGUACUGGCUCGUCCUGUCAAUAAACCUGAAGGCGGUUUCAGGAAGAAAUUACAGUCAUCCCUUGAAGCACAAAUUCGUUUCUCUAUCAAAAAAUGCCGAAUACUUUCAAGCUCUGAAACUGGUCAUGCUGGUACAAGAAGUGGAGGCAUUUCAAGUGCAGCACCUUUAUUUUUGCUAGAUGCAUCAAAAGCUGUUAUACUUGUAGAUUUGUGCUCAAACCAUAGAGGUGAAUCUCUUGAGUUUGCCACUCGCCUUGUUGAAGAUGUUAUUGAUGGGAAGGCAACUUCAGAUUCUCUUUUGCUCGAAAGCAAUAGCCAGAGUGCAAACAAGGAGGACAUACUUUCAGUUAAAGAAUUCAUUUUAAGGCAGUCUGAUUUCCUGCGAGGAAGAGGGGGUAUGGUAACUAGCACCAGCAGUGGCCCAGCUACUGGUGUUGGCAUGGUCGCAGUUGCUGCCGCUGCCGCAGCGGCCUCAGCUGCUUCUGGGAAGACAGUUAGUACUCCUGAACUUCCCAGCUUAGAGACCUGGCUAUCUUUGAGUCAACCAAUUCUCCAUGGAAUCCUUUCUGUGAAACCAGGGUAUACUGGCAAAAGUGAAUUUAGCAAAAGAAAACCGGACCAACAAUAUGCUGCUAUGCCUGCCGUUGAAGGGAAUGCAGCAAAAGCUACUGAUUCCUUAGAAAAUGCCAUAUCUAUUUUGGAGAGUGGUAGAGGGCUGUGCGCCAAAUUUUCUACUUUGUGGUGUGAAAAAUCCCUUCCAAUCGCUAAAGAGAUUUAUCUGAAUGAGUUGCCACCCUGUUAUCCAACUUCACGGCAUGAAGCCCACUUGGAGAGGGCUCUGGUGGCUUUUAAGUCAAUGGUAAAAGGGCCUGCCGUGCAAAUUUACAUGAAAAAACUCAAGGAUGAAUGCACAUCCAUCUGGAGUUCUGGUAGACAAUUGUGUGAUGCUGUUAGUUUGACAGGAAAACCAUGCAUGCAUAAAAGACACAGCGUUGGAACUGAUGAUUUGCUUGUAACCGACGAGAUCAAGCCACAUUCCAGUGGAUUUGUAUUCCUUCAUGCAUGUGCAUGUGGUCGUUCAAGACAACUACGACCCGAUCCUUUUGAUUUUGAAACAGCCAACAUUUCUUUCAAUUGUUUUCCAGAAUGUGACAAGCUUCUUCCUGCACUACAUAUCCCUCAAGGUAGUGUUGAAGGGCCUAUUAAACCUUCUUGUUGGAGAUUGAUACGUGUUGGUGGUGCAAGGUACUAUAACCCUGCAAAAGGUCUACUCCAAAGUGGCUUUGGUACAACUCAGAAAUUCCUUUUAAAAUGGUCAAUUGUUCUUGGAAAACAGAAGAUGAGCAAUGGUUUGUCUUUGAGUAAUCAGCUACAAGUUUAUUCAAAUAAAUUAAGUGGCAGCGACAAAGAUGAACCUCUUGCAGGUAAAGACACAAAGAAGGUUGGUGAUGCUCAUUUUCAGGCACAAGAAGUGCAGAGUGAAGUUGAAGUACCAAAAAGGCAGCCUUUAUUAAACAAUAAAGCUAGUGACAAAAUGAUGGGAGUUUCCAACUUGACAAUGAGAAAACCUUUUUCUGAGGUGGUUGCUGGAUCAGCUGGAACACAUUCAGGGUUUCCUCCUCUUCAGACCAGAAAACAACCUCUGCCAGGUUCUGGGAAGGGAAUUAAGCAGCAUGAUACAAGAGAGAAGGGUUUGUCAAAGGCCAUGGAAAUUGCCAAUAAUCAAGGGUCUCAAAAACUUCCAAAUAUUGCUACUAUUGAUCAUGCAACCAAUGGGGUUGCAAUUAAUACUAAUGCUGAUGCAAAUAGUGAUCCACCAUUACAGAUAGGUAGCAAUGAUGUUCCAUUGAACAUGGCUACUGGAGGUAAGGUGAGAGAAUUUAUUCCUCUGAAGCAUGUAUCGAUUUAUGUUGGGUUCGAGCAUGAGUGUCCCCAUGGGCACCGGUUUAUAUUGACGCCAGAUCAUCUCAAAGGCCUUGGUUCCCCUUAUGCAAUGCCUGAAGAAUCUCUUGUUACAUCAUCCAUUGAGAACUCAGAUCAUAAUAUGGCAGAUUCUUCUAAAUCUGGUAAGAAUGGUGGUCAUGCUAGGGCACGCAAACAGUCAAACGGAACUAUUAACAAUGCUUUUCGCAUGACAAGUAAUCUGGAAGAGUCAAAAGUGAGAAGCACCAAUAAAAUUGUAUAUGAAAAUGGACAGAUGCAAGUUUCCAAUAUAUUAAGAGAACAAAAUCUCAGUGAAGCUAAAGGUACUUCUUCAGUGAUGGACCUUGCAGCUGGUUUUCAGUCUGUUAAUCUUGAUGAUGGUGGAACUGCUUUCUCCCUCGUGAAUAGAAGUCUACCCAUUUACAUGAACUGCCCUCACUGCAGGGAGUCAAGGAAGAAAAAAGAUACAAUGAAUGUUAAAUUUGCUAGCACUAUUUCACAGCUGCAAAGGAUCUUUUUGGUCACGCCUGCCUUUCCAGUAAUUUUAGCAGCCUGCCCAGUUGUGCAAUUUGAGGAUUCAUGCCUCCCUUCAACAGUCCCAGAUUGCAAAGAAAAGCUGCAAUUUGGCCUUGGCUGUCGGGUAAUUUUGCCUCCAGACAGUUUUCUCUCACUCAGGCUUCCCUUUGUUUAUGGUGUAAAGUUGGAUGAUGGAAAAGUGCAUCCUCUUAUGCCUUUCGAGGAUCAACCGCAACUGACUGCCUGGAUUACCAAAGGCACCACAUUGCAGGUUGUAUCUCAAGGAAGCAAUCUUGCUGGAGUAGCUAACAUGUAGUGAAAUUUGGUGAACCUGAGGAGUGAUGAUAAAAAUAGUAUGGUUCACUUUGCGCUUUCCGAGGCAGAUUGCUCAGCUAGCCUGCUGUCUGAUAAUUGGAUUGACCUGUGCGCCUCAAUCAUGUUGAGAUCACAUUGUCAUGCUGCUAUUCAUGGACCCAUGGUAGAUGACACUUGUGCGGGUGGCAGAAACCUUUGAGGGUGUGCGUUGCCUGAGCUGAUGCAUCAGUUAAAUCAGGGGUUUGCAAGCUGUGACAAGGCACAAUUUUCUGCCAGAAUGAAUUCAGCCGGUUGCGCAAAAGCCUCAAGUUCCAAUGGAAGGAUUAGGGAGGGGGCAACUGCCUUAUCCCAUCUGAAGAAGUUCCCUCUCCGAGAGGUCCAUUCCUAGGAGGAUCUGCUUAAUCAUAUUGAUGGCAACCUGGGCGUGCCACAUUUGAAUAAAGGAUGUGCAAAAUGCAGUUUUCAUUAGUUCUUCUGCGGAUGGCUUCACACUGACUUGUCAAUUACCUGUCACAUUUGUAUUUCAUUUUCUUUUGCAAAAUGAAUGCAUGGGAAGUUAUUGCGUCCAAUAUUUUCUCAUUCUACAGUUUAACCAAUCCUUAAAUUCUGAGCUGUGACCAACAAUUGUUGCA
Coffea arabica (coffee) is the source of this 4373-nucleotide messenger RNA. RefSeq lists its product as uncharacterized. The record is from RefSeq and is a predicted model, not a curated record. Gene Ontology annotation, biological process: nuclear-transcribed mRNA catabolic process, nonsense-mediated decay. Lineage: Eukaryota; Viridiplantae; Streptophyta; Magnoliopsida; Gentianales; Rubiaceae.